AUGCCAGAUGUUCCGCACAAUCUUCUGGGGGCAUGGCUUAUAAUCCCCCAAUUCAUUCGACUACCGACGUACAAACUAUUGCGAAAGAUCGGACACCAUCUUUAUGGAAGUACCAGUUCCUUGGCAGUUAGCCGUUUGCCUUUCGGUCUUUACCUAAAGUCCACUAGCGAAGGAGCUUUCAAUGAAUCCAAUGCGCUCGGUCUUAUUCACAAGUACACUUCGGUGCCAGUCCCUCGUGUGCUGGAUCUGGUAGCAGACUCGCGAAACACGUAUCUCUUGACUACAGGUCUCCGCGGCGAGCCCCUCGCUAGGGCGAUGGAUAUGCUCUCCGAUAGAGAUUGUCAGGAGUUCGUCGACCAAAUGCAAAGCUUCAUUUCUCAAAUCCGAGCAAUCCCCCCAGUCGGUCCCAAGAACCACAUAUGUAAUACUCUGGGCCAAGCAUGUAGCGACCCAAGAAUUCGAGAUGGCAACCCUAUUGGCCCCUUCGACGACGAAGCUUCUUUCAGUCAAUAUCUUCGCCAUCCCGAUGAUCCCACCUGGAGAGGUCAUCAAGUUGUAUUUACCCAUGCGGACUUGAAUCUGCGGAACAUUCUCGUGGACAAAGUCACAAGACUGGAUGGGACAAGGGGUUGGGCGGUCUCGGGGAUCGUCGAUUGGGAAAACAGUGGUUUCUACCCAGAGUACUGGGACUGUACAAAGGCGCAGUUUGAGGGAUUCAGAUGGGAUGAACGCUGGGCUAGAGCUUUGGUUGAAGUUUUCCGUCCCUUUGGGGGUUAUGCAAAGGAGAUUGAACUUGAGAAGAGAAGCUGGACUGAAGGUGAUGGCGCAUUUCGAGGCACCCCUGGCCCCUGGGGCAAAUUAGUAGAAGAUUUUUAUAAAACUUUAUAA
This is a messenger RNA of Fusarium odoratissimum NRRL 54006, 888 nucleotides long. RefSeq lists its product as uncharacterized. Lineage: Eukaryota; Fungi; Ascomycota; Sordariomycetes; Hypocreales; Nectriaceae. The transcript is spliced from 2 exons. Bases 1 to 888 code for a protein of 295 amino acids. The record is from RefSeq and is a predicted model, not a curated record.